UUCCCCGUUGUCAUAAUCGCUCGUUUUUGGAACUGCCAGAGGCAGAGGAGAGGAGGACAGACGACGCAGUCACACUACAAGCAGAGCUCGAAAAACAUACGUGGAUAUUUUCUUCUUUCCCACCUGGUGGAGCAGUUCUCCUCCGCCCGUUUCGUUUAGAGUGGCCUUCAAGACUCACCUGUAGAGAAGACUGACACGACACGACGCGCGUCCGCAAAAGCCACAACGGUAAAUCCCGGAGCGGUGCGCGACGAUUACUUAAUCCAGCGAACGAAACAAAAAGUGAAAGUUCCUCCGCGUCGUGAAGCGAACCAAAGCGAAAUUAUGAAACAGCUUGCCGCGUUAACCUUGGCGUUGUUCGCAACGGUGGCACUCGGUCAACGUGUCGCCCCCGGCGUCAAUCCCGGUCACUAUCAACAGCAGCCUUACCAACAACCUCAGCAGCACUAUCAGCAGCAACCUCCGGUCGCCCAGCAGCAGCACUAUCAACAGCAGCAGCAGCAGCAGCAACCCCAAUACCAGCAGCAACAAGUGCCGGUACAGGCGCAGUAUCAGCAGCCGCAUCAAGUUCCGGUGCAACACCAGCAGGUUCCAGUUCAGGGCCACCCGCAGCAGGGACAGCCCCAUCCACAGCAGCAGCAUCAUGGGCAGCCCCAGCAGGUGCUGAAUACGCACAACAUUCAGCACGAGAAGCAGCACAUUGCCGAGCACAUGGACGUGCCGAUCGACACCAGCAAAAUGAGCGAACAGGAGCUGCAGUUCCACUACUUCAAGAUGCACGACUCGGACAACAACAACAAACUGGACGGGUGCGAGCUGAUCAAAUCGCUCAUCCACUGGCACGAGGAAAGCAAAAAUCAGGACCAACCUGCCCACCAGGAUAAGAUAUUUUCGAACGACGAGCUGUCUGCACUGAUAGACCCGAUUCUGAACUCGGACGACCACAACAAGGAUGGGUUUAUUGAUUAUCCAGAGUUUGUGCGAGCCCAGCACAAGGCGGCCCAGCAGGGAACCGACCAGGCGGCCGAUGGCAAACACUAGAAUUUCCAAGAAACGCUAGUGUCGAGCCAUAAGAGACUCUCUUUUUCUUUAUGUUGUUUUUCCGUCUUCAAAAUUAUGUGCUUAAACAUUCCGGUUUAUUCCUUACGAACAAAAACUAAGUAUUACUUCCAGUUGCACAAAAUGUAUCGAACGAUUCUUGGCGGAACUUCUAAUGCCAAGAACUCCGUUCCCGACUGAUUGUUAAACAAAAAUCUCAUUUGGAAUGUCUAUUGUUUCUUUUCUUCUGUUCAACGGGCACUGAAUAUCCAAAACGAACAAAACAAGUACGAAUCAAACUGACGAUUAAAAUCCACACUCUAUUUUUGUAAAAAAGGUGAUUUUUGAAAUGAAAAAAGAAAAUAAGAUGUAAAUUUCAUUACACACAAUAAACAUUUGCCAUAAUGGCAACACCAUU
Molecule: messenger RNA, 1456 nt
Organism: Culex quinquefasciatus (southern house mosquito)
Lineage: Eukaryota; Metazoa; Arthropoda; Insecta; Diptera; Culicidae
Product: multiple coagulation factor deficiency protein 2 homolog
Exons: 6
Coding region: 325-1041 (238 amino acids)
Molecular function (GO): calcium ion binding
Source: RefSeq, a predicted model, not a curated record